Messenger RNA from Erpetoichthys calabaricus (reedfish), 5457 nucleotides. Its product is annotated as neogenin-like. Gene Ontology annotation, molecular function: protein binding. Gene Ontology annotation, cellular component: membrane. Lineage: Eukaryota; Metazoa; Chordata; Cladistia; Polypteriformes; Polypteridae. The record is from RefSeq and is a predicted model, not a curated record. Gene Ontology annotation, biological process: cell-cell adhesion. Bases 474 to 4868 code for a protein of 1464 amino acids. The transcript is spliced from 29 exons.
CUUAUGCACGCUGCAGUUGCUUUCUGUUCGCAGAAAGUGGCAGCGUUGAGAGGUGGCUUGGAUUUUUCGGUUCCCAUUUUUUUCUGCUUUCUUUCUGUUUGAGGUUUUCACCCUACGUAUUCUUCUUUUUUAUUUAAUUCACUUAACAGCUGCAGUCAUCGAUGCCAUUAUUUUUGAAGACGUCUUCUCCUUGGCAGUGGAUUGACUUCCAUCUUCCUCCUUUACCUUCUAAGUUCAAGAAAACAAUCGGUCCUUCGCUUCUGCAUAUUUCUCAGCCUGUACCUCAUGCUUCGACCGGGCUGUUGUCGAACAAGACGAGCACAGAUGUUUUUCAUUAAUAUUAUUUAGCAGUACGGGACUUAUUUAUUUUUGGCCAGGGUGGGGGGUUAGGGAAGAAAAGAAGGACGAAGAGGAUUUAAAGCAUAUUUGUUGGAAGCCUUUGCAACGAAACAAGUGUGCGGUUUGCAAAAGUGAUGGCGGAGAGGGGAGCUCGAUUGCUCCUCUCGCUCACGUUUCUUCUUCUUUUGCUCUUCACCACUGCAGCCAAGAGCACCGAUAAAGGUUCUGUUGCAAGGCACUUCACUCCCUUUUGGUUCUUGGUGGAACCAGCUGACAUAUUGGCAGUACGAGGCUCUCCUGCUGUGCUGAACUGUUCGGCGUAUAGUGACCUAGCACCUCGCGUGGAAUGGAAAAAGGAUGGUACUUUCUUGAAUCUGGCCUCUGAUGACCGGCGACAGCUACUUCCAGAUGGCUCUUUGCUGCUCACCAGUGUGGUGCACUCCAAACACAAUAAGCCAGAUGAAGGUUACUACCAGUGUGUGGCAACAGUGGACUCCCUAGGCACCAUCAACAGCAGAGUUGCCCGCCUGACUGUUGCAGGUCUUCCGAGGUUCAACAGCCAACCAGAAGCCCUUAUGGUAUAUCAGGGUGACAGUGUGGUUCUCAGCUGUGAUGUCAACCUUGACCUUGUUCCAUUCACACGAUGGGAACUGAACAAGGAGCCAUUGGACUUGGAUGAGAGAAUAAUAAGUCUUCCUUCUGGAGCUCUUGUCAUCAGCAAUGUCAAUGAGAGUGAUGCUGGGCUGUAUAGGUGCAUUGUGGAAAUUGCUGCAACAGUGAAAGCAAGUGAUGAGGCAAAAGUUGAAGUACUAGCAGAAACUGGAAUGCCAAGGCAACUUCAAUUUCUUCGCCCUCCGGUGCUCUCUACAAAAGUUCAGGGCCAGGAUAUGUUGAUGCCAUGUGUAGCAACAGGUUAUCCCCCACCCAGGAUUCAGUGGAUGUUUAAUGACAAGUUGAUAGAUAGCAGUGGCAACAGGUCCAAAAUAAUUGGUGGUGGAAGUCUUCUUAUCUUGAACGUCACUGACGAGGAUACUGGCAUGUACACAUGUUUAGCAGGAAAUGAGAAUGACACUCUUCAGGCAUCGGCUGAGCUGAUGGUCCAAGUGCCUCCACAGUUUAUAAAGCGCCCGACUAACAUCUAUGCUCAUGAAUCUAUGGACAUUGUGUUUGAGUGUGAAGUCAGUGGUGUUCCCUCUCCUUCUGUCAAGUGGGUCAAAAAUGGAGAUGCUGUUAUCCCCAGUGAUUACUUCAAAAUUAUUAACGAAUAUAACUUACAGGUUCUGGGUCUAGUGAAGUCAGAUGAAGGUUUUUACCAGUGCAUGGCUGAAAAUGAUGCAAGGAAUAUGCAAGCCAGUGCUCAGCUAAUUAUCUUGGAACAUGAUGUUGCCACUCCAACAACCCCUUCCACCCUACUGAUCAGUGCCACUAAUGACCAUGUAGCACAAGCAGCUGGCUCUGGACCAACGCCUUCAGCUCCUCGGGAUGUCGUGGCAUCACUGGUUUCAACUAGAUUCAUCAAGUUAACCUGGCGCCUACCAGCGGAACCCCAUGGUGACAACAUUACCUACACUGUGUACUACAAGCCAGAGGGCUCCAGCAGGGAACGGAUUGAGAAUACAAGCCGACCAGGAGAGCUUCAGGUGACAAUACAGAGUCUAAUGCCAGAAACAAAGUAUGUCUUUCGAGUUGUAGCGCACAAUAAGAAUGGACUUGGAGAGUCUUCCACUCCACUCAAAGUGUCCACACAACCUGAAGUUCAAGUCCCUGGACCUUCGCCCAACCUGCGUGCAUUUGCCACUUCCCCAACAUCCAUCACUGUGACCUGGGACAUGCCGCUGUCAGGCAAUGGAGAGAUUCAGAACUACAAGCUAUAUUACAUGGAGAAAGGAAUGGGCAAUGAGCAGUUUGUUGAUGUUGGAAGUCUAUCUUAUACUAUAAAUGGUCUGAAGAAAUAUGCAGAAUAUAGUUUUCGAGUGGUGGCCCACAACAAGCAUGGUUUAGGAGUAUCUACAGAGGAUGUUGUGGCAAGGACAUUUUCAGAUGUGCCCAGUGCUCCUCCUCAGAAUUUAACACUGGAAGUGCGAAACUCCAAGAGCAUCAUGGUUCAGUGGCAGCCACCACCACCUGGCACUCAUAAUGGGCAAAUCACAGGGUACAAGAUCCGAUACCGAAAAGGCUUGAGGAAGAGCGAUACCACUGAAAGCACAGGGGGCAUCCAGCUAUUUCAGCUUAUAGAAGGUCUGGAGAGAGGAACAGAAUACUCUUUUAGAGUGGCUGCCAUGACUGUGAAUGGCACAGGUCCAGUCACUGAAUGGGUAUCAGCAGAGACUUUUGAAAGCGACUUGGAUGAAUCUCGUGUCCCAGACAAACCUAGUUCUUUACAUGUGCGGCCUUUGGUUACCAGCAUUGUGGUGAGCUGGACACCCCCAGAGAACCAGGACAUAGUUGUUCGAGGUUAUGCUAUUGGUUACGGGAUUGGCAGCCCUCAUGCACAGACUAUCAAGGUGGACUACAAACAGCGAUAUUAUACAAUUGAGAAUUUGGAUCCCAGUUCCCAUUAUGUUAUUACACUUAAAGCCUUCAAUAACAUGGGCGAAGGAGAACCGGUUUAUGAGAGCGCAGUCACAAGACCUCUUUCAGACCCAUUAGACCCUGAAGUUGAUGUAUAUGACUAUUUCAAUGCUCCAUACACUCCAGUACCAGACCCCACCCCCAUGCUGCCACCUGUGGGAGUACAGGCCACUGUGCUAAGCCAUGACACCAUCAAGGUUACCUGGGCCGACAACUCCUUACCCAAGAACCAGAAGAUUACUGAUGCUCGCUACUACACUGUGCGCUGGAAGACCAACAUCCCUGCUAACACGAAGUACAAGACUUCCAACACAACAAAUCUCGUCCAUAUGGUCACAGGACUGAAGCCCAACACUCUCUAUGAAUUUUCAGUAAUGGUGACUAAAGGACGCCGAUCCAGCACCUGGAGCAUGACAGCUCAUGGGACCACAUUUGAGACAAUUCCAAACUCCCCUCCAAAGGAUGUGACUGUUGUGAGUAAGGAAGGAAAGCCACGCAUAAUUAUCAUCAACUGGCAGCCUCCCUCUGAAGCCAAUGGAAAAAUCACAGGUUAUAUCAUCUAUUACAGCACAGAUGUGAAUGCUGAAGUACAUGACUGGGUCAUAGAGCCUGUGGUGGGGAACAGACUGACACACCAGAUCCAAGAUUUAACACUUGACACUCCAUACUACUUUAAAAUCCAGGCCCGCAAUUCAAAAGGAAUGGGGCCUAUGUCAGAGGCCGUUCAGUUCAGAACUCCUAAAGCUGAAUCUUCUGACAAAAUGCCUAAUGACCAAGCUUCAGGGUCUUCAGUGAAACCUGGAGGACGACACUCAGGCGAUGACUUUGCAACAUCAGUUGGGAAGCCCAACCUUUCUGGAAACCCAACUUCAAUGGGAGAGAACAACAUUCCAAUGAUAGUGAUUGUAAUUGUGUCAGUCGGUGCUUUCACAAUCAUUGUGGUAGUGGUUGUGGCUGUCAUAUGCACGUAUCGCACAACUUCUAAACAGAAAAAGAAAAGAGCAGCCUGUAAGUCCACAAAUGGUUCUCACAAAUACAAAGCCAGUUCAAAAGAUCUGAAACCUCCUGAUCUGUGGAUUCACCAUGAACGGCUGGAGCUGAAACCCAUUGACAAAUCUCCUGAGCCAAACCCGGUUAUGACUGACACGCCAAUCCCUCGCACCUCUCAGGAUAUCACACCUGUGGAUAGCAGCCUAGAAAACAGCAUUCAUCAGCGAAGAAACUCUUAUCGAGGGCACGAGUCAGAGGACAGUAUAUCAGCAUUAGCUGGGCGGAGGGGAAUGAGACCCAAAAUGAUGAUGCCUUUUGAUGCUCAGCCCCCACAGCCUGUAAUUAGUGCUCAUCCCAUUCAUUCUCUUGAAAAACCUCAUCACCAUUAUCACUCCGGCAGUUUGGCCUCACCAACUCGUAGCUGUCUUCAUCAUUCCAUCAGCCCACGGCCUCUCAACAAUUCCAUCUGUCAUAUAGACAGGGUCAACUCAUCAGAAUCAGUGAGGAACACACCCAGCACCGAGCCUUUGUCCAUUCCUGGUCAGUCAAUAUGCAGUGUGGAGCACCCUGAUCCUGACACUGGGACGGGUUUUCUGAGUACUAGUUCUGAGGAGGAAACAAACCGCAAUCCUCCUACUGCACAUGUACGUCCUUCCCACCCGCUUAAGAGCUUUGCAGUACCAAAUUCUAGUGGAACUUCAUUUGAAUCUCCUGUUCUGCCAAGCACCCCUUUGUUGGCACAGGCAGGAACAACUCCUCAACUGCAUUCAGUAAAAACUGCAUCCAUUGGGACUCUUGGGAGAACACGUUCCCCAAUGCCGGUCACAGUUCCUAGUGCUCCUGACAUCCCUGAAACUAGCAAAAUGUUGGAAGAAGUUGAGAGUAAUUACGAGCCGGAUGAGCUGACGGAGGAAAUGGCCCACCUGGAGGGACUGAUGAAGGAUCUGAAUACCAUCACAACAGCUUGAGUGUGGCAUGUGCUGUAGAAGGAAAUUUGUUAGAUGUCACAACACACAGGAUUAAUAAAAGACAAACUACAUAAAAAAAAAAAUAAAUAAAAAUAACCUCUUGGCCUUGCCCUACGUCUCUCAGGGAGAUGGAGAGACGAUAUUAAAAGAGAUGGCUUGCAUUUUGUUGUUGUAUUUUUUUUAAGAAGAGAUGAAAAAGCUGGUGAUAGUAAAAGAAAAAACAUUAAAAGCAAAGGGUUGUUUUAUCUUUGUUUACCAUGAAAACUGUGUUUGGACACAUGCCAUUUUGUAAUUCUAAGAAGAUUUUUUUUCUUUUUUCCAGUGCUUUUAGCACUGAUCUACAGUGUUUGGACAUUUUGCAUUAGUGUGUCUCUUUACUUGUGUCCUUUUUAUUUGUAUUUCUUUUAAACUGAACACCUGAAGUAGCCCUUUUUUGUUACUUUUUGUAGCUGGGUCAUCAUGUAUAGUAGUAUCUGGAGCAAAUUAUGUGCCUGUUAUGUUUUUACUUUUUUGCAUUAUAUAUUGUGCCAUGUUGCUAUUAUUUUUUAUUACUUUUAUAUACAUAGAAUAUAAAUAUAUAUAAACUGCC